GCACUCUUUAGGGAGUCUAUGUAGGGAGCACGGAUGCAUUUGGUAGACGAGCUCUCGCAUCCAUCAGCUGCAGCGCUCAGAUGAACCGGAGAGCAGAGACGGCGGAUGGAGUAACAUCUCAGAAUCUCUAUUCCCCUUCAUUUUACUUUUAUUCUGGCAUCACCGUUUCCGGAUCGUGGACCUCGUAUGGAAGUUGGGAUGGAUAUUUUUAAUCAUUGUCUUUUUUUUUUUGUUUUUUUGGAGGGUUGUCAUUGUGUCGCAGGAGCGCCGUGUGACAGGCCGAUAGAGAUGUAGGAGGACACACUCACACACGCCGUUACAUCAAACCGGCCUCCAAACAUGUCUACCAGGAUGCCUUUACCCACCGUGAACGAACGAGAGACUGAAAAUCACACAUCCCUGGAUGGCUUUUCUACCAAACUGCCGAGCCGCCAGAACCUGCCUCGCUGCAGGAACUCGCUGAGCUCCAACUUGGACGAGCAGCCGCACAUCGGCAACUACCGCCUACUCAAGACCAUCGGCAAAGGGAACUUCGCCAAGGUCAAACUGGCGCGGCAUGUGCUCACCGGACGGGAGGUGGCUGUCAAAAUAAUCGACAAAACCCAGCUGAACCCCACAAGUCUGCAGAAGCUUUUUAGGGAAGUCCGAAUAAUGAAGAUUGUGAAUCAUCCAAACAUAGUGAAGUUGUUUGAAGUAAUUGAGACUGAGAAGACACUUUACUUAAUAAUGGAAUACGCCAGUGGAGGUGAGGUGUUUGAUUAUUUGGUGGCUCACGGACGGAUGAAAGAGAAGGAAGCCAGGGCGAAGUUUCGUCAGAUUGUAUCUGCAGUGCAGUACUGCCAUCAGAAGAGAAUAGUACAUAGAGAUCUCAAGGCUGAAAACUUAUUGCUGGAUGCCGACAUGAAUAUCAAGAUCGCCGACUUUGGCUUCAGCAACGAGUUCACUGUGGGAAACAAGCUGGACACGUUCUGCGGCAGCCCUCCCUACGCCGCGCCUGAACUCUUCCAGGGAAAAAAAUAUGACGGGCCCGAAGUCGACGUCUGGAGUCUUGGGGUCAUCCUGUAUACGCUUGUCAGCGGAUCACUACCUUUCGACGGUCAAAAUCUCAAGGAGUUGAGAGAGAGAGUUUUAAGAGGAAAGUACCGCAUCCCCUUCUACAUGUCUACAGACUGUGAAAACUUGCUUAAAAGGCUAUUAGUGCUGAACCCCACCAAACGGGGCAGUUUAGAGCAAAUCAUGAAGGAUAAAUGGAUGAACGUGGGCCAUGACGAUGAGGAGCUGCAACCUUAUACUGAACCAGAGCCUGUAUUCAAUGACAGUAAAAGGAUCGAGCUGAUGGUGACUAUGGGAUUCCCAAAAGAUGAAAUUACGGAUGCUCUCAAGGGACAAAAAUACGAUGAAGUCAUGGCGACUUAUCUAUUAUUGGGGAGGAAACCUCCAGAGAUUGAUGGCAUAGAGUCUGUGCCCAUCAGUAAUUUGUCUCCCAGGCCCCGUCCUACCAGUGACAUCAAUACCAGCACUAGCCAAUCCCCUUCCCACACCAAGGUCCAACGCAGUAUAUCGGCCAAUCAGAAGCAGCAGAGACGGUUCAGUGAUCACGUGGGUCCCUCAGUCCCGCCUGUAGUGUCGUACACAAAGCGCAGCUGUCUAGAGAGCGAACAGAAGGAGGAGUGUGAGAACUCACGCAAGCUGCUGAGCUCCAACUCAAAAGGAGACGUACCAGCGUCUCCUCUGGCCGCCCUGGAGAGGAAAAAAUCUGCUACAUCAGCUGGAACUAAUGGAGGCUUGGCACGCAGGAACACAUACGUGUGUGAGCGGUCAGCUGACCGUUCCUCCACCAUCCCCAAUGGCAAAGACAGCAGCUUAACAGAGGUCUCGGGCAGCACUACGUCAGCCUCCGGUGCCACUUCGGUUCUGAUGCCUACAAGACAGAGAUACUUGAAAUCCGUGUCUUCCUCAGGCGCUUCGUCCAAAACCACGCUGCCACCUAUAGAAGACAACAGCGAAUACAAGGGAAGUCCAAGUACCAGGCCUCCGUCCACCUCGCCCUCCGAUCACAGCAUCAGCACUCCAGAACGCACGCAUUUCCCCAGAGGGACGUCCAGCCGGAGCACCUUUCACGGAGCGCAGCUACACGAGCGUCGCAGUGCCACCUACAACGGCCCACCUGCCUCGCCCACCCUCUGCCAUGACACAGGCGCCCUAGCACCAGCACGCCGGGGCACAUCCACCGGCAUCAUCAGCAAAAUUACCUCCAAGUUUGCACGCAGGGUUCCAAGUGAAGGGGAGGCAAGUGGAAAGUCAGAGUCGCCAAGGAGCACAUUGGGAGAAUCGAAAGACGAGAGCCGCGACUCGAAGCCCCGCUCCCUGCGCUUCACAUGGAGCAUGAAGACGACGUCUUCCAUGGAGCCAGGUGACAUGAUGCGCGAGAUCCGCAAAGUGCUAGAUGACAACGGCUGCGACUACGAGCAGCGUGAGCGCUUCCUGCUUUUCUGCGUGCACGGCGAUGCUCGCCAUGACAGUUUGGUCCAGUGGGAGAUGGAAGUCUGCAAGCUACCCCGCCUCUCCCUCAACGGGGUGCGCUUCAAGCGCAUUUCAGGCACGUCCAUAGCCUUCAAGAACAUCGCCUGUAAAAUCGCUGACGAGCUCAAGCUCUGACAGGGGCACAGAAGGGAAACACUGUGGCUCAAUGUGGGCCUGCAGCGUAAGUUUGGUUCACAUUUGGCUAGAGCCGAGGUGCUGCCUUAACAGAAUGUCCGGUGCUCAUCCUGUAAGUUUUGCGUUUCCAUUCACUUUUCUCACCUUCUCAUUUGAUGUAGCCCCCAAUCAAUAAUGGGAGUUUAAAGCUGAUAGGAUUAUAUGUGUGCUGGUCUGGGAAAACAUGUUGCUGUGGAUAAAUUUCCAUUAAACGGCCAAAAAAAAAAGACUUUCCACAGACACCAAAAAUAUCUCUUCCUGCAGCGAUAUCGUUAAGGAAAACAGUCACUCUGCCUAAAGAUAUUUAUAACCUUGCUAGCAUGAUGUAAGACGUAUGUAAAUCUCCUGCACGACAGAAUCGAUGACGCCAUCAACAGCAUUUAACCGCUAUAGCUUGUGGUUGUGGAAAAUCCAAAAGAGAAACAUAUUUCACUUCAGGAAAUCCGAUUUGAGAAAUAAAUAUAGUUGGAAAUGAGAAAAUUUCACCAUGUAAAAGGUUCUCCCAGACUGUCACAUAUAUACAGUGCCUUGCAGAAGUAUUCACCCCCUCCUGAACUUUUCCACUUUAUUGUAAUGUUACAACCUUGUAGUGAAAUUAAAUGAAUUGGGAUUUUUAUAACAUCAUAGUCUUCAACCAAAAAAACAUUUGUUAGUUGCAUAAGUAUUCACCCCCCCAUCCAUGAGCACCCUGGGGCAAGGCUUUAUCAGCUUUCUAUAUAUUUAGAUUUUGUGAUUUUUGCCAGGCUUUAUUCAUUUUUUUCUACUCAAUUUUUGGUAAAGAAUCUUGAAUGGAUUGAAUCUGGAUAAUUUUUUCUGCUUUGCUAAGCCAGUCAAACCCAUUCCUUAGUAUAGAACCACUAUAUUAGAACAGCACUGAACAGCAAUUCAGCAGUAUUUUUCUUGGUGGGACUACAAGAUCUAUUGCCCUAAUCUUGAGGCUGAAACAGGUUUUUCCUCAAAGUUUGCCUCUUUGGUGUCAUCAACAUUGCAUUCAACUCUUACCCUGCUAGUUAAAAAGCAUCCACACAAUAUAAUGCAACCACCACCAUGCUUCACUCUCUAUCAAUGGUGUUCUCAGGGUGAUGAGCAGAGUUGAGUACCUGCCAAAGAUUAGGCCAGAAUGGUUCAUUUCUCAGUAGGCCAGAGAACUCUUUUUAUCCACACCCUUGAAAAAUCUAUGUUUUCUCCCCAAUUGUGGAAACCCUGCCAAUGCUGUAAAGAUAAUUUUUUUUUAUUAUUUUAUUGGAAGAAACCAAGGGGGUGUACACUUAUGCAAGGCAGUAUUACACUUUGUUAAUAGUUUUCAGGGCUUUGGUGCAGCAAAUUCUGCAUUUAGCAACUACUAAUAAAGGAGUGGGGCAUAUUAAUAUAAGUGUAGAAAAACAUUUUAGCCGAGAUGUCAAAGACGGUAACUACAAAAAAUAUUUACAUGCUUAUAUUUUGUAUCCUCCCUCUUAAUAGCAUAGCCGAAAAACACCAACAUUGCUAAAUGUCAAUGAAAGCUAAUGGUAACUAGUUAGUUAUGCAAGUUCUACUGUGCUUCUUUUUAGCUCUUAGUUUUUUCCGUCAUCAGGAGGCACAUUGGCAUUUUGCCCCGCAGGUACAUCCUUUAUCCAAUUGUGUUAAGAAUGUGCUACAUGUUUAACAGCCAUUCUGAAACGAUUCCUCUGUUGACCGAGCUACCAAAUAAUAACUAUUGCGGAUUUUCAAAAUGUACAGUUAAGUACGUAGAUAGACACGGCUAUUUAUCAAAGACUGCAUUAUAUGUAUAUGCAUAUGUUGUCCUGCAGGUGUGGUCUGAACAUUUUGAUUGCUGUACAGGAUAACGUUUGGGUACAUUUUUACACUUUUCUUUGUUCUUUUUUUUUAAUGACAUGAAAAAGAAAAGCCAUGGAAGAGUUUAAGGCUGAAAAAAGAAAUAUGGACUUCAUAACAAGGAUUUGUUGCACUAAGUAUUACACUGAGUGGUAAAACACUCUACUUGCACAACCUGUCAACACUGGAGAAUUACUGCGAACUGGAGCAAACACUCGAACCCUAUUGUAAUCGUAUAUACAGUUCUCUUUAUUUUGCUCAUUUCUGCUGCAUAUCUUUCGCUGUUCUUGUAUUUAUUCCACUCACUAUGCCUGCUAUGUGCUGCUUUGUAUUAGAGAGGCAUUUAGUAUUUGAUAAAAAAAAAAAUAAUGAGAAAGGAAUUAUAUUUGUUUUUUUUUUUUUUUUUUUUUUUACUUUUUUGUUUGUUUUACGCCUAUGCAUUGCCACAUGCAAUAGUAUACUUUAUGUCAGAUAUUCAGGUUUGGGAGAGAUAUAAAAAACAAAAAACAGACAAACGUGAGACAUUAACUAGAAUGCGGAAAGAUUGACAUGAAAAUGGAAAAUUUAUCACACGUGAAACGUGUUGGAAUAUUAGCAUAUAGCUAUGGCUUGUUGAGGAUUUGAAAUAGUCCUUGCUUCAAGCCCACACUGGUUCCCCUCAUAUUCUGAAGUGUUAAACAUCCUGGCAUUUGUGUGCGCACGGCUUUUGUUUAGGACCCUCCGAUUCCAUUUCACUAGUGCACAAUAUUAAACUUACCUGAAUUAAA
Silurus meridionalis is the source of this 5279-nucleotide messenger RNA. RefSeq names its product serine/threonine-protein kinase MARK1-like. The transcript has 18 exons. Gene Ontology annotation, cellular component: cytoplasm. The record is from RefSeq and is a predicted model, not a curated record. Gene Ontology annotation, biological process: microtubule cytoskeleton organization; protein phosphorylation; intracellular signal transduction. Bases 340 to 2658 code for a protein of 772 amino acids. Gene Ontology annotation, molecular function: ATP binding; protein serine/threonine kinase activity; tau-protein kinase activity. NCBI's taxonomy places the organism in Eukaryota, Metazoa, Chordata, Actinopteri, Siluriformes, Siluridae.